Messenger RNA from Trichoderma gamsii, 282 nucleotides. RefSeq lists its product as hypothetical. The transcript has a single exon. The record is from RefSeq and is a predicted model, not a curated record. NCBI's taxonomy places the organism in Eukaryota, Fungi, Ascomycota, Sordariomycetes, Hypocreales, Hypocreaceae. The coding region runs from base 1 to 282 and encodes 93 amino acids.
AUGAAGACCUUCUCGCUUGCCGUCGUUUCCAUGCUUCUGCUGGGCGCCUCUGCCCUCCGCCCUCCCGUCCACGGGCCCAAGCCGCCCAUUGAUGCCUGCUGCUGCUGCGACAUCUCGGUCAACGCAAUCUCCUGCGAUAGGAACAUCCCGGCCAGCGACUGUUUCUGCGCCGCCGUCGUCUGCCCCCCUGGCGCGCCAACCAUCUGGCACGGCGAGCCUGCGCCGCGACCCACCGCACCCACCCAGAAGCUCUACCCGGUGCCCGACGCACCCACCGCGUAA